Messenger RNA from Phyllotreta striolata, 1965 nucleotides. Lineage: Eukaryota; Metazoa; Arthropoda; Insecta; Coleoptera; Chrysomelidae. The record is from the annotation of a GenBank genome assembly.
AUGACCUUCGCUUUUGGAAGUACUUCGCAACCAGCCUUUGGCAGUCAAAACAAAAUCGCAGGUUUCGGCACCGCCUUCGGUACGACGCCCGCCACCACCGCCUCCACAGGAUUCGGCGGUUUCGGCGGCGGCUUCGGAUCCACGACGUCGGCGCCUCAACCGACGGGCUUCGGCGCUUCCUUCGGCGCCCCCGCGUCGGCGCCUCCCGCCUUCGGCGCCGCCGUCUCCUCCGCCCCUCCCGCCUUCGGAUCGACGGCCACCCCGACGUUCGGCGGCGGUUUCGGCGCCGCCCAGCCCGCCCAAACCGGCCUGUUUGGCGCCGCGACGACCACGACGUCGGCGGCGGCGCCGAGUUUGUUCGGAGGCGCCACCACCUCCACUCCGAGUUUGUUCACCGGCGGUACCUCCGGCGGCGGUCUUUUCGGAGCGUCUGGUACUACUCAAACCACUGGUUUAUUCGGUACCACUACGAGUAGCGCGCCAAGUUUGUUCGGUACUACUCAAACUCCGUCUUUGUUUUCACAGCCUGCUACCAGCUCGGCGCCUAGUCUGUUCGGGGGCGGCGGUACUGGGUCUACUGGGUUCGGUACCGGUUUGUUCGGUACUACCGCCACCACCUCGACUCCGUCUUUGUUCGGAAGUGGUUUCGGUACUACGACGGGCGGCACGGGAGGAGGAUUCGGUUCCGGAGGGUUCGGUACCGGUUUCGGGGGUUUCGGUACUCAAGCUAGUACAGCUGGGUCUCUGUUUGGAAAACCUGCGGUACCGCAAGCUGGAACGGCUUCACAACAGCAAACGUCGAAGAGCCAACAGGCGAUCGGGUCCGUGUACGCGGUGAACGUGUUCAACGACGAGCGGGACGACAUCCUCAAGAAGUGGAACAUGCUGCAGGCCUGCUGGGGCACGGGCAAGGGCUACUACAACGGCGCCCAGCCGCCCAUCGAGUACGACGCCCGCAAUCCCUUCUACCGGUUCAAAGCCAUGGGGUACAACGUGGUGCCCGAGCACGACAACUCCGACGGCAUCGUCAAGCUGGUGUUCAACAAGAAAAUGGAGGAAAUGAAGAAUCAACAGGAAGUUCUCAAGAACGGUAUCGCAGGAAUCCUGGGUAACAAGCCGAAUUUAACGAUAGAUAUUGCGCAAAUAAAGUCCCUUUCGGACAAUCAAACGGAAGUUAAAGUCACCGUUUCGGAAAAAGGAGUUACGGGCAACAGCAGGAAAAUACCCGCCUCGGACUUGGCCUCGUUUCUCAAUCAGCCAACUCAAAAGCAACAACUGAUGACCGUAGGCGUGAUUUCCAUAGCGCCUUUCGUGACGCCUUCCAAGGCGGAGUUGGAGGAGUAUUUGAAACAUCCACCGCCCGGUAUUGAUGCGCAAAUGUGGCAGGCGGCCGUGCAGGACAAUCCGAAUCCGAAAAAGUACAUACCGGUGCCCGUGAACGGGUUCUCCGAUUUGCGGUGCAGGAUGCUCCAUCAGGAGCACCAGACCGGUUUGCAUCAGGCGUUUUUGGACAAAGUCAAUAGCGACAUUACCGAAUUGAAGACGAGGCACUCGUCGUCCGUCGGGCAAAUAGCCGAAUUGAAGUCGAAGUUUUUGGAACUUCAACAUAGAAUAUUGAGGAUUCUAGUGAAGCAGGAAUGUACUAGAAAAAUAGGCAUUGCUAUCCAGCCGGAAGAGGAAUUGUUACGAGGGCGGUUCGAGUUGAUGCAUCAACAAUUAAAUAAUCCCAAACAAUUUAAGGGUCAAGUUAACGAGCUUCUGUCCAACAUUAAAAUGAUGGCUGGUUGUUACAAACAGGCCAGUCCGUCGUACCGUUUGGACGGGGAAGCGGAGGAAGAAAUCAAGAACUUGCUGAAGAUCGAACAAACCGGCAUAUCGGAAUUGAUCAAAAUCAUUCAAACCGAUUUGAAAGCUUUGAAUAUUAUCUACGAUGGUCUAAAACAAUCGUUUCCGACGAUGCAAUAA